CCAGUAUUUUAAAAGAGUGGCCACAGUUCUUGGGAACUUUAAAAACAUUUCGAAGACUCUUGCCAGACGACAUCAAUUUAGGCAGUGCUGGGAACAAUCAGAUACUUAUUGCCUAGGUAUCAAUACUAAAACUGCAGACACACGAAAUAUUCCUGUGGAGGCUCUGCCAAUUGAUGCACGCAAAGCCUUAAUGUCUCAAACAACCUCUGUGCCUGUGACUGUCAGUAAAACAAAAUACAUCUAUGUAAAUAAUGUUGCAUACCAUGUGGGAGACUACAUCGUUGUCAACACAGUGCAUGCAGAGGAGAUACCAGUGUUUACGGAGAUCCGGGGAAUAUACUGUGUCAAUCAGACUUGGCUUCUGUGUGGGAAAAUGUUCAUUCCUUCCUACUUCGACAAUCAUUUCAGCUCAUAUGUUGUUGAGGAGAAGCAUCAAUGGACUGUUGUAAAACCUGGUGAGGAGAUUGGACACCACUGCCUUGAUGGUUACAGGAAGUCAGAUGGGCAGAUAUCAAUCCCACUUAGACACUGGAUUACAAACACCAAAUAGAUGGAGAUACAUUAUUGGCACUAAAUGAGAGGAUGGUGGAGCAAUUGGUGCCAAUAAUAAAACAAAGAAUUAAAUUCAAUCGAAUGAUGGACAACCUGAAUAUCGCCAAGAGUAUGGACAAGAACCAUGACUUAGUGCUCACUCCAUCAGGUGGAAAUGGACCAUCAUCUAAUAUAGUUCAUGAGACAAAUUCAGGACAAACUUGGCCAACAAUUUUCAAAUUACCAGAUUUUCCAGCUCUGUUAAAACAAAAAAUGGAAAACAACAUGGCUGAAUUGCACCAGCCAACAUUCCGUUCUAAAUGGAGGUCGCAGAUUGUUCAGGUGUUGUUUGACUAUAUAUGCACCAUAACUUGGUAAGUCACACAUAUAUUAUUACUAAUAUGCACUGCAUUUACUUUAUAACCGCAAAUGUAUAAUUUUGCCUAAGGUAUCCUACACAGCAGCAGUAUAAAGAAGUCUGUACUGCACUUAUUGAGAUGUAUCCAAACUUGAGGGACCAAACAGGCAUUGGACAUGAAUCCUGGCAUGGAAUGCUGAGAAACAAAUUCAAGAAGGAACGGAAACCACUUGUAGAUCUGAAUUUAAUUAAUGUGCCAGGACAAUACAUCAGUAAAGGCAAAAAAAGAAGCCUAGCUGAAAAUGAAAAUGAUCCGGCUUCAAUUGCUGAUAUGACUACAGAGGAUGAAUUUAGUAUAAGACAGCACAUAAGCAAGAUGAAGACAGAAUGUGAGAAAAGAAACCUAACAUCUCCAUGUUGAAGGAUAAAAUGAAGAGAACCGAGAGAGAGAGAGAUGCCUUCAUAAAAGAGAGAACCACUCACGAAAUACUGAUUCAGUACCCUGCCUUGCGAUUAUCUGCAAUUAUUUUUUCAGAAAUGAAAACAACAUAUAAUAUUGACGUGGACAGAAGAAUUUUGACUGGAUUUGGGACCACUGCAGAGAAAAUACUGACUGAGGCACAAAGAAGAGGUGUGGCUAAGGACCUUCUGGCUAUGUACACCACGGCACUUCAAUCACAUGCUGAAGAAGCACACAAAGGACUAAUGGUCAUUGCAGGAAUCCUUCUCUUGCCGUACCUGUUACAUGAUGAUCCUGCUGGACUGUACAUGAUAAACAAGCCUCCACAGAACCUCACACCAACAAUGGUGAUUACAGGAGACCCAUUUGGUGAAAGCAGCAUUGCGGUUUUUCUUGAUGGCGAAGAACUGCUUGCUGAUGAACCUGAUGACAUAACAAUGGGUGUAGGCCUUACUAUGAGUGCCUACUUUCUGUUCAACAUUAAGUACAGGAAACCAACUAAAAGUACACUGACUUUUCUGCAGUAUCUGUUGGGUAUUCAGAAGGAGAGCAUCAAGCUACCUACAGUUGUGUUGAGGCUUAUCAAUUUCUUAAAAUGUCCUGUGUGAAUAUUCCCAGAGUGAAAAUGUUACCAUUGACUGCAUUGUAAAUUGAAUUGUAGUCAAUUUGAAUUUUAGGCUACUGUUUUUGAGGAACCUGAAAUAUAUUCGAAAGUUUUAAGAUAUUUGAGUCAUAUUUAUAUUUUACAGUUUUGUCAAGAUUUAAACUCUUAAUGUAUCACAAUAUUAACAUUAUACAUGUGCUUCCAUGAAUUAGAUGUUGAUACAUUUAUUUAUUGACUAUAAGGUGAUUAUUUAUUGAACUUUUUAUUUGUA
Molecule: messenger RNA, 2224 nt
Organism: Xyrauchen texanus (razorback sucker)
Lineage: Eukaryota; Metazoa; Chordata; Actinopteri; Cypriniformes; Catostomidae
Product: sterile alpha motif domain-containing protein 3-like
Exons: 8
Coding region: 1304-1957 (217 amino acids)
Molecular function (GO): protein binding
Source: RefSeq, a predicted model, not a curated record